CCGUCAACGCAGCCGCUUUGAUCACGCGGCAAGUGAAACGGAACGUCGGAGUGCACGGAAUAAGCGGUUUCUGAACGCAGCGUUUAAUGUCAAAUGUGGCGGGAAUCCUUGCACAGCAACCACCUCAGAACACUUCACCCGCGUGCACCCCUGUUCACUUGGUGCACCGACUCUGUCCACACAACAACGUGGUGCAAGGCUUCGAGGUGGAGAAGAAGGACAGCCUUGACGAACACCUCGACGCGCUCACCAGGAAACUCGCUGAGAAGGAGGGCCGUCUCCAUAUGUCUAAAUACAAGAUACGCGAGACCCAAGACGAGAUCCAGAACCUGCAGGCCAUAGACCACGACGUGAGGUCCAAGUACAGAGAGAUCAUGGACUCUUUGAGGUCAGACUUGUGUUCCAAUGAGAGGGAAUGUAAGAAACUGCAAGAACAAAUUGAGUGGGUCUCUCGGCGUAGAGCAGAAAUUAGAGAUGAGGUGCACCAAGGACAAAAGCUGUACGGCGCAGCUGCAAUGGAACUGGCCACCAAUCUAGCCGAGCUACAACGCGGCCGGACCAUAGACACCAGGAUCACAGACAAACCACAACCGGUGUCUUCGUGUAGCAUCAGAGCAAGGAGAGAGCCAAACCUGCCCAGAGCAUCGCCAGUCAACUCCUCUAUUAUCAAAUCGUCAAGUCUGUCCAACGAGUCCAUACAUAUUUACGGACCUUUGAAAUAUUGAACUAUUGUGACUCCGUUCUGUUGACCAUAGACAAUAUGAAAAAAAAUUCAUGUGUAUUUUAUAGAGAAUUUAUUUGAUUAAUUUAUUGUUUAUUUAAUAUAAUUAUAUUACGUAAUAA
Bicyclus anynana (squinting bush brown) is the source of this 843-nucleotide messenger RNA. RefSeq lists its product as uncharacterized. The record is from RefSeq and is a predicted model, not a curated record. Bases 87 to 725 code for a protein of 212 amino acids. The transcript has 5 exons. NCBI's taxonomy places the organism in Eukaryota, Metazoa, Arthropoda, Insecta, Lepidoptera, Nymphalidae.